Messenger RNA from Aphanomyces invadans, 975 nucleotides. RefSeq lists its product as hypothetical. NCBI's taxonomy places the organism in Eukaryota, Oomycota, Saprolegniomycetes, Saprolegniales, Verrucalvaceae. The transcript is spliced from 3 exons. Bases 6 to 620 code for a protein of 204 amino acids. The record is from RefSeq and is a predicted model, not a curated record.
GCAGGAUGGAGGAGCGCGAGAGGCGAGUGCUAGGUCAGGCGAGUCUGCAGAUCGCCAGCAGCAUCUUCACCGACCAAGAAGUCGCGGAGCAACUCCGCCUAGAUGUGCAGAAGCGUGCAAGCAAGGUACGAGACCAAGGCGUGUUUGCUUACACGCAACCCAUGGCCCCGACGCAAAACAUCAACAAGGGCUUCCUCCUCAACACCAUCAAAAGUGUUGACACGCAUAACCAGCGGCAGGAAGUCGACGCGUGCUAUCGCAAACGACAGUUGGAAAAGCGGCUGCACGCAGACUCUCGAAGUCAUCGACGACAUGAUUCGAGGAAGCGAUCGCGAUCGAAUGAGCGACCGGUAUCUCGAGACAUGAAGGAAACACGAACUAGCGAGGAUCAUGACAACGAGCGGGAGUUCUGGGCGGCGAGGAAGGCGCUGAAGACCCAGGCCAUCUUGGACCAAGUCGGCGAAAGAGUGUGUUCGCUUGAGAAUGCACCUGGUUACGACAGCUCGAGUCCCGACGAAUUGGCCAAAAAGAAGCAGAAAAAACUCGCGAAAAAGGCAAAGAAAGCUACAAAGAAGCUCAAAAAGAAGCACAAGGCUCAAAAGAAGCAAGCGUUGAAUUAAUGGGACCACGGAAUGUUGCUGCCAGACAUGAUGAAGCUGUCUUCGUGGGUGCCUUCGAGCAAAUGCGCGCAAAACUCGCGCUGUUUUUCCGGCGUUAGUUCUGUUUUCUACAAAGGCGUCAACCGUCAAGCGACAAGGAAUAUUUACGACCUGGUUGGGCACGACAAUAUUCAUUGGGGGCUGCUGGGUCAUCUGAAGGCGGCUCUGAAACUCCAUGAAGGCUGCCUCAACGAUCAAGCGCUCGAGUGGCACAGCCAAGGCAAGCAGGGCCUCUUUGUACGUGUCUGCGGCAGUCGUCCAUGCUUUGUGUUGCUAGAGUUGGUCAAAUGAAUGCAAGUCUACCACUUGUCGUGAA